CAAUAAAAAUCAUAUCAAAAAAUCAAAAUCAAGAAAAGGAAAGUCCAGUCCAUGAUAGUCCACAAACUCCCACAUUUGCAAGCCAUUCAUUCCAUCUGAUAAUUUAUAGCUUCAUAACAAAGGGAUAAGUUACUCAUAAAUCAAACCAAACUCUCUCUCUCUCUCUACUUUCUCUCUCUACCCUCUCUCUCUCUCUCUAAUGACUGCUAAUACGACUUUCACUAUUUGCCGGCCAAAGAAUCCCUAUUUCCACUCCAUUUUCAUCACCCCUUUUGCUGCUGAUUUCUGAUUCUUGAUUGAUUGUGUGAACAAGGCUGUCUGAAUUUCAAUUGGUAUCUAGCGGCCACCGACACUUCUUGAUUUUCCAGGUGCUUUUGAGAAAAGAAAUAAAAAUCUGAUCUUUAUUUUUCAUGUUUUGAAGUGGGUUGUUUCUGAAUUUGAUUUGGAUUGGUGGGUUUGCUUCUGAAUUUGAUUUGAAUUAGUGGGUUUGAUUCUGAAUUUUGAUUUUCGAUUAGUGGGGUUUUUUUAAUUGCAAUUCUUGGUGAAAAAGAUUGAAUCUUUAGAUUUUCUUGGUUCCAAAUGGUCUGUUUCCACACCUCAAUUCCGGUUGACCAACAUAUACACAUGGCUAAAUCUCUGAAUCCAACAACCGAUCCUUGUCUGAAAUUGAGCCAUAAGAACAAACACCACUCGAACACACCUGCUUGUGACCAAUCUCGCUACGUUAUCGUCGAUGUAAUAAUCCUGAUCGCCGUGAUUUGCGCGUGCGGAUUCUUGCUCUAUCCCUACGCCAAGAUUCUAGCCUACAAAACCUUCGAACUCACCGAAGAAGUCGUCGACGUGGUGUACGAAGAAGUUCUCCGCGCUCCGAUGGUGUUCGGUUGCUUGGGGCUCAGCAUUUUCUUCGCGGUGCUCGCGUUGAUGGCGAUCACCGUAUUUACAGACAGGAGGUGCGGGAAAAAGGGUUGCCGUGGGCUUAGUAACGCAGCUGAAUUUGAUAUCCAAUUGGAAACCGAGGAGUCCGUGAAGAAAUCGAAUCAGCAAUCGAAGAGUGGUGGUUUAAAGAAGGGACUGUUCGAACUGCGCCGCGAUCACCACAGAGAAUUGGAGGCUGAGCUCAAGAAGAUGGCCCCACCUAACGGGAGAGCGGUUCUCGUUUUCCGAGCGAGGUGCGGGUGUUCCGUUGGGAGAAUGGAGGUUCCCGGAUCAAGAAAAUCUCGAAAGGUUAAGAAGUAGUUCUUUAUACAAUCUUUUUAGUGUUACUUUUGUUUUUUCAAUUUAAUAUAUGAAAGCAUAUGCUAUAAUGAAUUUUAUAGAUAUAGUGAUGAGCACUUCCCUUU
Messenger RNA from Erythranthe guttata (spotted monkey flower), 1340 nucleotides. RefSeq lists its product as uncharacterized. The record is from RefSeq and is a predicted model, not a curated record. NCBI's taxonomy places the organism in Eukaryota, Viridiplantae, Streptophyta, Magnoliopsida, Lamiales, Phrymaceae.